CCAAACAUGUUUUUAUUCCUCCAACAAAAAAAUGUUUUAGGGGUGGAAAAUAUAAUCCUAAACCCGUAAAUAACGCAUCAGACCCACCGCCUCUUCCUCCAAAAUACUGGUAAUAUUUAUCAGAAAUUUUUUGUAAUUGCCGACCAGUUAACAACAAUGGCCGGAGGUGGUAAUAACAAUAAACAAAAAUUGAAAAACAAAUCAAAGAAUCGAAAACAAUCACCAUCUGUAUUCAUUGAAGGCGGUUUAUUAUCCGAUUGGUCUCCAUCUUCAAAAGGGAAGGAUAAUAAUAAUAAUAAGGGAUAUAGUGGUGGUGGUGGUGGUAAAUCAUCAGGUUCUGGUUCCAAUUCAAAGCCUAAAUUGAAUGCUGUUGGUUAUACCUAUCCUCCGAUUGAUCUUCUUCCAGAUGAUGGUAGUGAUGAAAUCAACAAGUUGGAAGAGCCAGGAUCUAUUGAUUUGGUUGAUACCAAGGAAACCAAGAUUGUUGCUUCUGUUGGCAGAGCAACACUGGCACAAUAUGAAACUGUCAAAAAUACCUAUGAUUAUGGUGCAAGUUCAGAAGCGGAUGGUAUCUUUCAUAGAGGAUUAGGAUUUUGUGAGGAAGAAAAAGAUCCAUUUGUAGAAAACAAAGCUGGUUCUAUUUCUGAUUCGUCAUCCUCAGAGGAAAUAGAAACUGAUUUAUCGUCUCCUGAGAAAAAUUCAGGAUUCUUGUCCAUUGGAGGCUUGAAAUUAUACACUCAUGAUGUAUCUCAUGAUGGUGAGGGUGAUGAUGAUAAAGAUGAAGAAAAUGAUGAAGAAACCUCAGGCUCUUCAGAGUCCGAAGUUUCCUCUAACUCGUCUGAUAGUGAUGACUCAUCUGAUAUAGACGAUGAGAUCGCUAAAGAUUAUAUUGAAGGAAUUGGUCGGAGUUUUAAAGAUGCAAGUGAUGAAGAGCAUGCCGAUGUUUAUGGGGUUGAUAUUGAUGAAACUAUAAAGAGGUUGGGAGGGAUCACACUUCAGGAUGCAUCAAGGGAGUAUGGCAUGAAGAAACCUCGGUCAAGAAAGAAAAGUGAAAUUCAACCAAAAUCUAUCAAAGUUGAAAGUUGUACAGAUGAUUGGUCUGCUAUAGACGAUCUUAUGUUUGUUAAAGAUCCUCGAAUUCUUUAUGCUCAAAAGAAGAAACAUGCUGCAAAAUCGAGGGCUGAAAAGAGUAACCAUUCUAGGAGAUUUCCAGUGAUCGUUUCAGGUGAGAAGAAGAAACAACGUCAAGAUAAAAUUGCUUCAAAGCGUCGAGAAAGAAUGAUAAAACGAGGUGUUGAUCUCGAGCAAAUAAAUUUGAAAUUAGAGCAGAUGGUGCGGAACAAUGGAGAUAUCAUGUCAUUUCAACUUAUGCACUCUCGGGAUUGUUCACAGAUCCAAAGAUUGGCAUCAAUUUAUCACUUACGUAGUGGCAGUCAAGGUUCGGGCAAGAGGCGAUUUGUGACUGUUACACGAACAGAACACACUGGGAUGCCAUCAUCAGAUGACAGGGUUCGCCUUGAAAAGUUAAUUGGAGUCAGCAACGAAGAAGCUGACUUUUCAGUUAACACUACCCCAUUUACCAAGAUGAGCUCAAAUAAAAGUAAGAAGGCUUCCAAAGGAACCUCUGGUUUAAGCCCGUUAGAUUCGAGAUUGACCAAAAGCAAGACUUUUAGUGAAUCAAGCAAGAAGAAAAGGAGAGAGAACGACAAAACUGACACUUACGCUACACAACCCGUGUCAUUUAUCUCUAGUGGUAAGAUGGAAUCUGAAUUAGAGGUGACACCCAUUGAUGAAUCAAAGCUAAGACCCCAAACUGCCAGCUCGUCAAGCUAUGGUGCUUUCGAGAUGCACACAACGGGUUUUGGUUCAAGAAUGAUGGCAAAAAUGGGGUAUGUAGAUGGAGGUGGGUUGGGGAAGGAUGGUAAAGGAAUAGCAGAGCCCAUUCAAGCGAUCCAACGGCCAAAAUCACUCGGAUUAGGAGCAAUGGCUCCCGAAACAGAGCCUGUAGACACAACCCCACCACAAAGAUUUAACAGGUCAUCAGGCCAAAGCUCUAAGGGUACAGAAAGUAGGGGAAAAUCUAGAAAUCCACAAUUCCGGUCGUUUGAAAGGCAUACAAAAGGAUUUGGGUCAAAAAUGAUGGCCAAAAUGGGGUAUGUUGAAGGGACGGGUCUUGGGAGAGACUCACAGGGCAUUGUUGACCCUCUUGUGGCUAGCAGGCUUCCGAAAUCUAGAGGUUUGGGUGCAAAUGGUUAGCUGUAUCUUUUCAUCUGAGUAAUUUAUAGUCAGCAGCCAACAAAACUAGUUCUUCAGCAAAAAAACAACAUAAGCGAUAACAUACCACGGAAAAUACAUGACCUUAUUUUGUAAGUUGAUUGUGUUUUAACAUGUACCAUGCAAUCUUUAUGCAUUGGAAUUCAUGAAUAUUGCUAAACCAAGCAAGACCUUAAUUUAUAUUUAUAUAUACAAUAUUUCUGUUG
This is a messenger RNA of Erigeron canadensis, 2480 nucleotides long. RefSeq lists its product as uncharacterized. The transcript is spliced from 8 exons. The coding region runs from base 157 to 2256 and encodes 699 amino acids. The record is from RefSeq and is a predicted model, not a curated record. NCBI's taxonomy places the organism in Eukaryota, Viridiplantae, Streptophyta, Magnoliopsida, Asterales, Asteraceae. Gene Ontology annotation, molecular function: nucleic acid binding.